UUUUUAGUUUAUUGACACAAAGUAAAAUAUUAAUAAGAUAAGAAAAAGAGAAAAGAUCCUGAUAAUUCUAAGAGAAAAGAGUCAAAAGACACAUUCACUUGGAGUUGGAACUUGGAACUCCAUCAUGCGGAAGCCAAGGCUGUUGUGUUAUCUACUGUUGUUGCUGACAGUGUCUCUGUCGGAAUCAAAUUCAUGGGUUGGUGCUACCGAGUCAGAAUCGGAGAUUGGGUUAGUGAGUCAGCAGCUUCUUGACUCGGCCAAAAACGAGAACUUCUUCGGGUGGCUAAAAAGGGUAAGGAGGAGGUUGCAUGAGUACCCAGAGCUUUCUUUUGAAGAACAUGAGACGAGUCAACUCAUCAGAUCGGAGCUUGACUCGAUUGGAGUUGACUACAAUUGGCCAGUUGCCAAGACAGGGCUCAUAGCUUCUAUUGGCUCUGGUGGGCCCCCUUUCUUCUCUCUUCGAGCUGACAUGGAUGCCCUUCCUAUUCAGGAAUUGGUGGAAUGGGAACACAAAAGCAAAAUUAAUGGUAAAAUGCAUGCUUGUGGACAUGAUGCACAUGUUACAAUGCUGCUUGGAGCUGCUAAACUACUUAAUGACAGAAGAGCUGAGUUAAAGGGAACUGUUAAUCUUGUCUUCCAACCUGGGGAAGAGGGCCGUGCCGGUGCUUAUCAUAUGCUACAAGAGAGUAAUGUGGACAAAUUACAGGCCAUAUUUGGAUUGCAUGUUUGGCCAGAUUUGCCCACUGGUACAAUUGGUUCAAAACCUGGUCCCCUUCUUGCUGGCUCAGCCAGGUUUUCUGCUGUAAUUCAGGGGAUUGGCGGACAUGCAGCUGCACCCCACGAAACUAUAGAUCCAACGCUGGCCGCUGCCUUGUCAAUCAUUGCACUCCAACAGAUUGUUUCACGAGAGACAGAUCCUCUGGAGGCCCGGGUUGUCUCAGUCACUUUCAUGGAAGGUGGAAACACUGGAAAUGUAAUCCCCGAGAAAGUGAGAUUUGGUGGCUCCUAUCGUAGCACAACAUUAGAAGGUUUACUCUUCCUUCAACAAAGAAUCAAAGAGGUAAUUGAGGCACAAGCAGCUGUACACAGAUGUACUGGAGUGGUAGAUUUUAUGAGCGGUGGUAGCGUAAGAUUUUACCCUCCUACAAUUAACGAUGAAGGUCUGUACGGACAUGCAAAGAGGGUGGGCGAAAUUUUGCUUGGAAAAAGUAAAGUGCACGAGGUUUCUAUGACUAUGGCAGCGGAAGAUUUCAGCUUCUUUUCUCAAAAGAUGCCAGCUGCAUUUUUCUUUGUUGGUAUAAGAAAUGAGACUCUCAACUCAGAUAAGCCACUCCAUUCUCCGAAAUUUGUACUUGAUGAGGAUGUCCUGCCUAUAGGAGCAGCUCUGCACGCCAUUGUUGCAAUCUCUUACUUGGAUGACCAUGCUGUCAAAGCUCUCUAGGCACCGAAACCAUUUUAUCAUAACUUUGCACAUGAACCUGCAGGGAUUUACUCUAUACAUUGUGUAACUCAACAGUAAAUAUUCAUUGAUGAAAACUCCCUACAUCAUUUAUACACAGCAACAAAAAGGUAUUAGACCUGGGUAGAUUUUUUGUUUUUUAUUUUAGAAUAUAAACUGUUUGGCAACAGUUCUCUUUUCUAAGAAGGGAAAAUCUGUAAUAUCAAUUUUCUUUGAAUUUCACACUAGAAAUAUUAUACUUGAA
Molecule: messenger RNA, 1703 nt
Organism: Daucus carota subsp. sativus
Lineage: Eukaryota; Viridiplantae; Streptophyta; Magnoliopsida; Apiales; Apiaceae
Product: IAA-amino acid hydrolase ILR1-like 7
Exons: 5
Coding region: 125-1441 (438 amino acids)
Biological process (GO): auxin metabolic process
Cellular component (GO): endoplasmic reticulum
Molecular function (GO): IAA-Ala conjugate hydrolase activity
Source: RefSeq, a predicted model, not a curated record